Prunus persica (peach) is the source of this 2923-nucleotide messenger RNA. RefSeq names its product BTB/POZ domain-containing protein At5g60050. NCBI's taxonomy places the organism in Eukaryota, Viridiplantae, Streptophyta, Magnoliopsida, Rosales, Rosaceae. The record is from RefSeq and is a predicted model, not a curated record. Gene Ontology annotation, molecular function: protein binding. The transcript is spliced from 2 exons. Bases 1216 to 2775 code for a protein of 519 amino acids.
GCAAUGGCAUUGCCAUACAUAAUGCAAGUAAGUUGUAUAAAACUUUUGUUAAGUUAGAUUGAACCCAAAUGACUGUUUCACAUCUGAGACACGCCCUUAAGAUUAGGGGGGCAAUCAUUGGGUAGUUUGUUGCAAGGGCAGGCUUAUAGCAUCAGGCAUCAGACAUAUGACAGUGUGUACUACUGCACAGAAAGCUCAGACUUCUUCUGCUCCCAUUUUUAUAUCCCAAAUUUCUAGGUCCUCCUCUGCAACUAACUCUCUCUUUUUUAUCAAUCCCCAGCCAAAACAGAAAAACAAAAAAUAAAAAGUAAAAAAAAGAAGAAAAAAAUCUCACAUUGUUAUCAUUAUUAUCAUCAUUGUUACCAACUGUGAUUAUUGUUUACUAAAAUCAGGAUUUGCACUCUCCGCAGUCUGCUCUGCACCAAACAAACAUAAAGAAUCUCCAACCUACUGGGCUAAACCAAAACCAUUAUCACCAAACAUCCAAGAUCAAAAAUCAAAACAAACUAAAACCCAUCUAAAAUAAGUUUGUAAGAUCCAUUUUACAGAAAAGAAGAGGCACAAAUAAACUAAUGGGUAGCAUCAGCAUGGCCACUGUCCUCUGACAGCUUCAUAUUUUUUCUAAUGAAGUUAGCACUUAUAAGCAGAGACUGAGCCAUUUAAUAAAAGAUUAUUUAUAUCAUACAUAUGGGUCCAUAGCCUCCUUCCUCUUCCUCCUCCAUACCCAUAAUUACAGCAAAGCAAACAAAACAAAAAAGGUACCCAGUGUGCAGCUAUUUUAGUCCCCUCCCUAAUAAUGCUACCUUCUUCCUUUUACAAAAGAAACAGUUUUUUUUCUUUCUUUCUUAGGUUCGUUAUUAAACAUUUACACCAUUAACAGACCUCUCUCUCUCUCUCUCUCUCUCUCUCUCUCUCUCUCUCUCAAUCUUCUUGGAUUCCUAUUCUCCACUUUCCCGGAAAAUAUUUUACUUCUACUUCCCAGGAAACUAUUCUUUAUUAAUUACCCUCUUCACUCUCUCCUCUCUCCACACCCCCAUAAUUUUCCUCUUCACUCACUCUCUCUCUCUCUCUACUUUCCCAGAAAAUUUCAUUUCUUGAUUGAUUUUCUUACCCACUUCACUCUCUCUCCAAUCCUCCAAGAACCCAUUACUUGAAUCCCAGUACUUGGUUUCUUGCUCAGCCAUUCAACUCUCUCAGUGAGCUCCCAGAGCUCCAAUGGCCGCCGAGAACGCUCUGAAAUCUCGAGAGGUCUCAGCCAUGAUCAAACAGGGCUUCAUCUCCGAUCAAACGCUCUCAUUCUCACCAUCAAGAUCCAUAUCCAAGCUCUACUCUCCCACUUCCUCGCCCUCCAAGACCCUCUCUUCUCCUCCCCCACCACCUCAACUCGCCGGGUCGACUCAGUCUUUAACUCGCCCGAGUCAGUCCCAAACGCUCUACGAGAUGAUGUCCGAUGAGCAACACCGAGACUCCAAGCUCGCAGACCGAAAAGUCCACGAAAAAGUCCACAAACUCCUCCAAAACGCACCGUUCCGAAACCCCAAUUGGGGAGGGCUAGUAUCCGGUGACGUGAGGCUCACUGUGGUAGCCAAGGACGGGUUCAGGGUCACCAUGGACGUGCACAAGAGCGUUUUGGCCGCGAAAAGCCGGUUUUUCGCCGAUAAGCUCCGAAAAGAUCGCGGGGUUUCUCACUGUGUCGAGAUUUCGGACUGCGACGAUGUUGAGGUGUAUGUGGAAACUGUGGUGUUGAUGUAUUGUGAAGAUUUGAAGAGGAGGUUGAUGGGCGAGGAGGUCUCUAGGGUUUUGGGCUUGCUAAAGGUAUCUGCUGCUAUCAUGUAUGAUGAGGGGAUUGGCUCAUGCUUGGAGUAUUUGAAAGCUGUUCCAUGGUCUGAGGAAGAAGAGGGGAAAGUUAUAUCUCAGCUCAAUGAACUUCAGCUUCAUGAUGACUUGGCCAGUGAAGUUCUCCUCAGAGUGUCAUCUGAACCAUCCACUUCUGCAAGAGCCGAUGAGAUCUUUAUGAGACUGCUGACCGGUGUUCUUCAAGCAAAAGACGAUAGGGCUCGUCGGGAAAUGAAGACUCUCAUCUCUCGGUUGCUUAGAGAAGAUGCAGCCAGUGGCAGCAAUAAUAGGCUUGAUGUCUCUAAAGAAACCCUUUACCACCUUUGCCAUCGGUGUCUGAGUUCUCUUGUCCUGUGCUUAUCUGAAGCCACGGGCAUGGAUGACAGUAGGAGGGAUCGCGGGGUUUUGAUGGCGGAGAUAGCAAGAGAAGCUGAUAACAUGCAGUGGAUUGUUGAUAUUCUGGUAGACAAGAAAAUGGGUGAUGAGUUUGUGAAAUUGUGGGCUGAUCAGAAGGAGCUCGCAGUCCUCCAUUCAAAGAUCCCAACCAUGUACCGACAUGAAAUCAGUAGAAUCACUGCUCAGCUAUGCAUUGCAAUUGGGAGCAGACAAUUGCUUGUGCCCAAAGAAACAAGAUUUUCUUUGCUAUCUACAUGGCUAGAAGCUCUUUAUGAAGACUUUGGAUGGAUGAGGAGGGCUUCUUUUAGAUCUGUUGAUAAGAAACUGGUUGAAGAGGGGAUAAGCCAAACCAUUCUUACACUGCCCUUGCAGCAGCAACAGGGUAUCUUGCUCAGUUGGUUUGAUAGAUUUCUAAACAAGGGCGACGACUGUCCAAACAUUCAGAAGGCAUUUGAGGUCUGGUGGAGACGAGCUUUUAUCAAACAUGUGUCGGAGCAGGAAAAUACCCAAUUGCAAAUAACUGUGUGUGAUUAUCCAAGCUGAACCAAGUUCACAAAAGCAACAUUUCUUUAGUUUUCUGGAUCAGUCUUGUAUAUUCUUCUCCUGCUUUAAUCAAUCCUUCUGGAGUGGCGCUAUUGCCAUAUCUCAUCCUACUCUACCAUCAUUUUCUAAUAAAUUUUGUUAAUUACAA